Molecule: messenger RNA, 1071 nt
Organism: Zophobas morio
Lineage: Eukaryota; Metazoa; Arthropoda; Insecta; Coleoptera; Tenebrionidae
Product: farnesol dehydrogenase-like
Exons: 4
Coding region: 154-900 (248 amino acids)
Source: RefSeq, a predicted model, not a curated record
CUUGUAUAUACCAGUUUUACCCAUUGGUACAAUUGCGCUAGAAAAGUCGCUUCUUAAUCGACCACUUAUUUGCGUAGGUAUAAAAACACAAUAUUUCAGAAGACACAUCUACAGAGCAUUCAGUGCAUCGACAUUCUUGCAACUGCUUUAUCAAUGUAUCGUUGGAGAGGAAAAGUUGCUGUUGUCACCGGUGCCGCAGGUGGCAUUGGAUCAGCAGUGGUUGAAGAACUAUUAAAAGCAAAUUUAAAGGUUGCGGCAGUUGACAACAGUUCAAUAAAAUUAAACGAAUUAAUUAAAAAAUUCGAAAACAAACCUGAAAGUUUGCACAGUUAUGCAGUUGACGUAACCCAGGAUGAAGAAGUUGUGAAGUUUUAUCAAGAAAUUACUCAAAGUUUAGGUGCGGUUCACAUCUUGGUCAACUGUGCUGGAGUUAUUCGUCAAGAUACACUAGUUGACGGUAAAACAGAGAACUGGAAGAUCAUUCUCGACACAAACGUCUUGGGUUUGUGUGUAAUGACAAGAGAAGCGGUCAAAAUUAUGAGAGAGAACAAAAUUGAUGGUCACAUCGUUCACAUUAGUAGUGUUACUGGUCGUAAUGUACCUGACGUUCCACAACUCAACGUUUAUCCAGCUUCCAAAUUUGCAGUAAGGGCAUUAACUGAAACCUAUCGUCAAGAACUGAAUCGUUUUGGGCUUAAGAUAAAAGUUACUUGUAUUUGCCCAGGAAAAGUCAAUACUCUACUUGCGAAAACUGGUGUAGCACCUAAUAAAGCGUUUGAAGAGUCGCCUAGUUUAGAAGCUAGAGAUAUCGCAAAUUCUAUUCUCUACGUCCUUGCGACUCCACCACAUGUUCAGGUAGAUGAAAUAUGUGUUAAACCUAUUGGAGAAAUAUGGACUUGAAAAAUUAAGAACGCAUUAAUCAUUCACUUUUAUAAUGAUUCUAUAUUUAUUAUUCCACUCUUUGUAAAGAAGGAAAGAUAUACCAUCAUAUAAGUAGCUUUGUUUUCAGAUUAGAUGUGAUUUGUAGUACCCCAUGUAGUUAUUUAAUUACCCAUGGACUUACACCAAAGA